Messenger RNA from Asparagus officinalis (garden asparagus), 1315 nucleotides. RefSeq lists its product as uncharacterized. The coding region runs from base 72 to 1274 and encodes 400 amino acids. The transcript is spliced from 5 exons. NCBI's taxonomy places the organism in Eukaryota, Viridiplantae, Streptophyta, Magnoliopsida, Asparagales, Asparagaceae. The record is from RefSeq and is a predicted model, not a curated record.
CACACUUAGGUUUCUUCGAACAUCUCAUUACAACAAGAACGAAGACGAAAAGCAAGACUUCGACGAUAGAGAUGAAGAAAAGCAACUCCGACACUCCAAAACCCUCGUCUUCAAGAAGGGCAGGUCUACGAUCUAGAUCAAAGCACAAACAAAAAGCAGGUGUUGGGAUUGUAGACGAUGACUUCAUCAACCCACCAAAUAAUCCUGCCGGUGAGGAAACAUCAAUGCGUACAAGGGAUGAAGAAAAUGAACAGACCACAUUAAGGAUGAAGAAGAAAAGGAAGGUUGUGAAAAGAAAAUAUGUGAGCUACAACAGUGACGAUGACUACGUCGAACCACCAAAUAAUCCUGCCGGCGAGGAAACCUCAAAGCGUAGGAGGGAUGAAGAAAAUGAACAAACCACAAAAGAAAGGAAGAAGAUGAAAAAGAAAGAAUGGGUUAGACUAGCUGGUUUUGGAGGUCUUUUAAAUUUUGGAUUAAAGGAACUGCCUCAUAUGUUGGGGUACCAGAUUCUGCAAUCGUUUGACAGUGAAUCCGUUGCGCUUAAUCUUCCCAGAGGAUCAAUAAGUAUCACAGAGGAAGAUGUACAUCAAGUUAUGGGAUUACCUCUUGGCAUGAAGGUUAUACCAGACUCCAGUACUGGGAAGUCAUCAUUGGUAGAUGCUUGGAGGGAUCAAUUCAAAGACAGAUAUGGUUGGAAAAUUACUCCAGGGGCUGUGGCUGACAAACUGAAGCAGACUUCUGAUGUUAACCUUUUUUUCAAACUGAAUUUCUUGGUUCUCGUUCACAACAUCAUGAUCCAGUCGUUUAGCAAUCCGUAUGUCAACCAACGGAUUCUAGUACUUGGUGAAAAUGUUGAUCAGUGCUGUUCAUACAAUUGGUGUUCUUUUUUGAUUGACUCUAUGAUAGAAAGCCAACACAAGUGGAAGGUUGACCCGACAAAACAAUUCUACACUGGUCCUCUUGUAUUCUUGAUUCUGUUCUAUGCCGAUCGGGUUCUGUUCAAAGGGAGAAGAUUGGUUGAGAGAACAACCCCUACUUUUAUAGGCUGGACUGACUGGGCCUUGAAGGAAAGACAGUCAGAGGAAAUUAGUACAAAUUCAUUUGGCAAAGGUGCAAUUACAGAGAGGGUUGAACUUGCACCUUCAUCUCUUCCUACUGGAAACUCACCUAAAAGUGUUGAUACAAUUAGAAAGGUUAGCCAAUUAAGUUGCAAGUCUUUGUUUAUUCAAUUUAAUCUCAAAUACAGUAGGAGUGAAUCUCUAUUCACUUAAACUGAAUUUCAAUUUAUUGGUGUCGCGAUUCAGUAGGAGUG